This is a messenger RNA of Neopelma chrysocephalum (saffron-crested tyrant-manakin), 5484 nucleotides long. RefSeq names its product nestin (gene NES). Bases 79 to 4986 code for a protein of 1635 amino acids. The transcript has 4 exons. The record is from RefSeq and is a predicted model, not a curated record. Gene Ontology annotation, molecular function: CCR5 chemokine receptor binding; intermediate filament binding. Lineage: Eukaryota; Metazoa; Chordata; Aves; Passeriformes; Pipridae. Gene Ontology annotation, cellular component: intermediate filament. Gene Ontology annotation, biological process: positive regulation of intermediate filament depolymerization.
CCUCCCCGACAUCCUCCUCCCCGGCGUCUUCCUCUGGCAGUGCCGGCUCCAGAGCCCCGGCACCCCCCGGCAGCGCCGAUGCUGAGCACGGAAAGUUUCACAGGGGCGAGAGCCCUGGGAGAGGAAUCGCUGCAGAUGUGGGACCUCAACAAGCGGCUGGAGGCGUAUCUGGCCCGGGUGAAGUUCCUGGAGGAGGAGAACGAGGUGCUGCGAGCUGAAAUCCAGAGCGCCAAGGGCAGCCCGGUCGGGGACUCGUGGCGGGUGAAGUACGAGGAGGAGCUGCGAGCCCUGCGGGAUGCGCUGGAUCACGCCUUCAGGGAGAAGUGCACGGCCGAGCUGGCCAGGGACAACCUCUACGAGGAGGUCCAGCAGGUGAAAAGCAGGUGCCAGAAGGAGCAGGCAGCCCGAGAAGAGGCCAAGAAGCAGCUGUCCUUGAGCAGGAAGGAGCUGGAGGAGGAGAGGAGAGCGCAGAUCUGGCUGAAGGAGAGAGCCGUGCAGCUGGAGAAGGAGGUGGAAGCCUUGCUGGAGGUGCACGAGGAGGAGAAAGCGGGGCUGGACCAGGAGAUCGCGAGCUACUCCCAGAGCCUGGAGAGCUUCCGCUGUGCACCAGUGGCUUUCCAGCCCGUGGAGGUGGAGGACUAUUCCAAGAGGCUCUCAGAGAUCUGGAAAGGGGCAGUGGAGACCUACAAGACAGAGGUGUCACAGCUGGAGGGCUCCCUCUGCCAGGCCAAGGAGAACCUGUGGAAAGCAGUGGAGGACAACCAUCAGAGCCAGCUGCAGCUGCAGCACCUGGAGAAGGACCUGGCGGGGCUCAAAGCACGGAAGGAGAUGCUGGAGGAGAGCCUGGCCCAGCAGUGGCAGGAGCAGCGUGGGGAGGCAGAGAAGUUCCAGCUGGCGAUGGAGGCCCUGGAGCAGGAGCAGCAGAGCCUGCGGGUGCAGAUCGCCCGGGUGCUGGAGGACAGGCAGCAGCUCAUGCACCUCAAGAUGUCCCUCAGCCUGGAAGUGGCGACCUACAGGACGCUGCUGGAAGCGGAGAGCACCCGCCUGCAAAUGCCAGCCGGGGAAUUCAGACUGGCCAACGGCGUGCGAGAUCUCAAACUGGAGGUGAGCAGCGGCAGCAAACUGGUACCAGCAAGCCCUGAGCCCAGGCGGCUGCUGCCCCGGGACCACGGCGCCAGCCCCUCUGUCUUCCCCAGGGCAGAGGGGAGGGGUCAGCCAGCGAAACCUCAGAGAGACGCCCUGACACCCAAAAACCAGAGCCCCGGUGCCAGGGAGCUCCAGAAAAUCAGCUCGGUCCUCCAUGGUACAGCUCCUGGCAGGGCUGUGGGUGCCCCCGGGUGCCCCACGCCCAGCCCCUCCCAAGCUGCCCCUCCUCUCUCCCCGGAGCCCCCCAGCCCCUCGCCAUCGGAGCCGGGGAGCCCCGGGGGAGAGGGUCCUGCCUGGCCGGGGGGAGCCGGGGGGGUGACGAGCCAAGGGGCGGAGCAUCCCCUGCCCGGAGCCGCGACAGAGAGCCCCGAGGACGGUGUGAAGCCCCCCGGGACGGUGCCCACCCGCAGCCUGCAGUACCCGGCCCAGCUGGUCAGCGAGGCCCUGGAGGACGCACUCAAGGAGGUGGAAGAUGAUGCUCAGCCCGAGGAAGAGCCCACCCUCAGCGCUGUGUGGGCCCCCCAGGAUGCCCGUGCCCCCAGCCCCGUUUUCCCCACAGAGGCUUGUGGAGGGGCUGUGGCAGAGGGGACAGGGGAAGGGCAAGACCCCUCCGAGGGCUCUGGGGACAGUGAUGGCCCCGAAGUGGAAGAGAGGGCUGGGGAAGCCGAGCUCCAGGGGCUGCGUGUGGAGAGCAGCAUCCUGGGGGACAGAGCCACGGCCCCACUGGGCACAUCCCUGAGUGACACAGUGAGACAGGAAGAGAUGGGAGCGUGGGAGGAGGAGGAGGAGGUGCCUGCUGUGCUGAGCCCGAGGGAUCCAGAGGCAGAGGUCCAGGAAGAGGAUGUGAGUGGUCCUGGACAGACAGUGACCAGCUGGGAAAAAACAGGGCGAGAGGAGGAUGGGGAAGAGACCCCAAGCACGGAGCCAUCACAACCCUCAGAAGAUGAGGAGGAGAGGGAACCCCAGAGUCCCUGGCAGGAGGACGGAGAUUUCCGUGGAGAAGGAGGGGAUGAGCCAGAAGAGGAGUCCCCAGACAGGGAAGUGGAAGCUGUUCGUGCUGUCCUCGUGGAAAGCCACCUGGUUUCACCCACAAAGAGUCACCUGGAAGAGGAUUUUGUUGAUGAAGAUCAGGAGAAGUCUGAGCAUCAGAAAAUGACUGUGUGUGAGGCAGAGGCUGCAGAGCAGGAAAGGGGACAGGAGCUGUGCCCAGAGCAGGAGCCCUCGACUGUCCACGAGGCCCUCCCAGCACAGGAGGCUUCAUCAGGGGCUGAAGAAGAUGCUGUGGGAGGGGAGGACACAGGCAGAGUGAAAGAUGGUGAGGGAGAUAAGGGAGAGGCCAGCAGGGAGAUGCUGGGAGGAGAGGACCCUGGGGCAGGAGAAGACCCUGAGGCAGGAGAGGAUCCCGGGGCAGGAGAGGACCCCGAGGCAGGAGAGGCCUCCGGGGUGGGAGAGGACUCUGAGGCAGGACAGGAUCCCAGCAAAGAAGAGGAUCCCAGGACAGGAGAGGAUCCCAAGGCAGGAGAGGCUGCAGGAGGUGACACCCCGGGGUGGGAGAGCAGAGCCCCAGAGGAGCCCGAGGACCUGCAGGAAGCCAGAGCUUCUGUGGAAGAGGGGGGGAAACAGGAGGAGCUGGAGCUGGAAGAGGAGCCCUGGGGCAAGGGGGAUGAUGGCAGUGGCCAAGAGCCCUGUCCAGGGGACUGGGAGGUGACAGCAGAGGACACAGAGGGGGCUUUGGGCACAGAAGAGUCAGCCUGGGCCGAUGACACCCCGUCCAGCACAGGAAGGCUGGAAAGUGAGGAGAGAGAUGGCACGUCGCCAGCAGAGCUGGAGGAAGCCCAGGAAGACGAUGAAGAAGAUGCCAAGAGCCAGGGGAUGAGCCAGCAGCAACCACUGCCAGAGGCUGAGCCAGCACCGGAGCUGGCAAGGGAGGAGCAGGAGGGCACUGCCGGGCAGCCUGACCCAGCCACCCCACCUGCCCCUGGGCCAGGGGACAGCCAGGAGCCGGCCGAGGGUCCGGAGGAGCCGUGGGAGGUGCAGGGUGAGGAUGCUGAAGAGGGGCUCAGCUCAGAGCUGGGGCAGCCAGAGAGCAGCAGCUCCGGCCUCGAGGCACCGCAGGAGGUGUCGGGUGAGGGCACAGAGAGCAGUGAGUGGGUGGAGGAGGAUUUUGGGAGGUCGGGAGACUCGGAGCCCACCCCAGGCACCGGCAGGAGGGUGGAGCUGGAGGACACCCUGCCGGACAGCACACCCCUGCACCUCUACGAGGGGGAGAUGCUGGCUGGGGGUGCACCCAGCCAAACCCCCCCGGAGACUGAGGAGACCACGGAGACAGACCCUGUGACCGAAACAGCUCCGGAGGGGGAAGGGUGGCUGGAAGGGAGGGACAAGCCACCGACUCCCACCAUGCCAGAGAGCCCUGAAGAAGAGACAGAGGCAGAGGUAGAGGCAGAGGUAGAGGUGGCCCCUGUGGCAGAGGGUGCUGAGGAGGAGGAAGGAUAUUUCAUGGUCUCUGCUCCCAGCCAAGAGGUGUCCAGCUCGGAGGAAGCCGAGAUCUCCGAGGACUUUGAAGAAAUUAAAGUGGAAGCAACUGAAGGCAGCCAAGGUGACGUGGGAGGUCCCAGAGAAGCAUCUCCAGUGCCAGAGGGCAAAGAGCACCUCGAGACUUUUGUCGGGGAAGCAGAAGAAGACAUGGAGAUGCCCACAGAAGAACCUGAGAAGCCACAGGAUGAGGAGGAGGACGACACUGCUGAGCUGGAGGAAGGCCCAGCUAUGCCUGAAGCAGAUCCCGGCUGCCCUGGGGCCAUGGGACCAUUAACAGGAGGCACUGACCAGCCAGCCCAGGGUACCACAGGCACCGGAGCCCGGGAGGGACCCGACCACUCUGAGGGUUUGGCUGCCGAAUCAGAUGAGGAGCUCCACGGCACAGUGGGGCUGGAGAGUGACGCCAGUGGAGCCACAGCACUGCCAGGCUGCAGCCUGGGGCUGGUGGGGCAGGAGGAGGAGGAGGAGGAGGAGGUGGAUGAGGAUGAGCCUGGCAUGGCUCACCGUGACACGGCCAAGGUCACCCCUCUGGCAGAGCUCCAGGCCCAGGCAAUGCCGGAGCAGCCGGAGCAGCCGUCGGAGGAGCAGCCGUCGGAUGAGCAGCCGCCCGUGGAGGAGGAAGCACCAGACAGUGACAGCCCCCCCUCAGCAGGGGAUGAGCAGCCCCCCGAGGCCGACCCACCCCAGCCGGGCUCUGCACUGGAGCAGAGAGGUUUUCCAGAGGUGAUUACAGACAUCCCUGACACCGCUGUUCUCCCGGCAAAGGUGCCCGUGGAUGUCAUGAAGGACUCCGAUAUUUUGGAAAUAGUUGAGCAGGCCCUGGAGUUCAACCAGGAGCUGGUGAUGGGGGCGAGGGCGGCCGAGGGAGGGCAGCAGGGUCCUGGCAGGACCGAGCUGCCCCGGGAUGCUGGGGAAGACUCCUCGCCCGCCUCGUCCAGCGAGGAGGAGCCGACGGUGCAGGAGGCGCCGGAGCCGGAGGGUCGGGUUCAGGCUGCCAACGGGCUGCACCGGGAGGCCAGUUUGGAGGACCUGGCCGAGUUCACCGAGGAGGUGCUGAACGGCAUUGCCAGCAUGGCCCCGGCACAGGAGUUCCCCUCGGGGACCGCAGACCCCUCCCUGGGGAUGCCAGCGCAGCCCCCCAGAGACGCCAAGCUGGGGGAUGGCACCUCGUGGGGCAAACACGGCAGAGCCGACCCCGUGCCCCCCGCUCUGGGGGAGGAUGUCCUGUGCCUCACACCUGACCAGCCACCAGCGUGUCGGCUGAGAGCCGAGCAGGAGCCCUGGUCCUCGGGGGACGAGUGACAGCGGUGGGGGGAACCCCCCCGGUAGCCCCUUCCCUGCCGUGACCCAGCACCCCCCACUUCCCCCACCCACCCUCCUAAUGCUUCCCCACCUCCUUGUGGUUUUUAACAUGUUUGUGUGGAUUUUUUGCACCCCUUUUCAGAGUGAAGAACCACCAAGCUCCGUUCCACCCCACAGCCUCCCCCCUCCCCCCAGAAAUUCGCAUGCUUGCUUCGGGACCCCCACCUCAUUUUGAGCCUCCUCUGGGGGGGUUGCCACGGCUGUAUUUAAUUUAAACUCUGUGUUUCCCCCUUCCCUGCAAUCUCCUCUCCUUCUGCCCCCCCCAGCAUCUGCCCUAGGAAGGCCAGCUGGAGGCUGGGGACCCCCACAUGCUGCACCCCAGGACUCAGUGCCUCAGGGUGAUGUCACCCCGGGGUCCCCAGCCCUGACCCGCCGACAAGGGGGCUGAGCCAAGCUGGAUGUUUCCGCUGCCUUGACGUUAAUUUAAUAAAGCCUCAU